Molecule: messenger RNA, 945 nt
Organism: Ilyonectria robusta
Lineage: Eukaryota; Fungi; Ascomycota; Sordariomycetes; Hypocreales; Nectriaceae
Product: ribosomal protein L11, N-terminal domain-containing protein
Exons: 2
Coding region: 60-530 (156 amino acids)
Biological process (GO): translation
Cellular component (GO): ribosome; mitochondrial large ribosomal subunit
Molecular function (GO): structural constituent of ribosome; large ribosomal subunit rRNA binding
Source: RefSeq, a predicted model, not a curated record
CAUCACUCCGAAGCCUCGUGAGCAGCAAGGUCUCGUGCAAUCCCACAACCACCGCCAAAAUGUCCAAGGGUCGCGCAGCCGGAGGAGUCGACCAGAUCGUCAAGCUGAUCGUGGGAGCCGGCCAGGCCAGCCCCAGUCCCCCCGUCGGCCCCGCGCUGGGCAGCAAAGGUGUCAAGUCCAUGGACUUUUGCAAGGAGUUCAAUGCUCGAACCGCACACAUCACAGUAGGCACGCCGGUGCCCUGCAAGGUUGUUGUCCGCCCCGACCGAUCAUUCCACUUCGACAUCCGCACGCCGCACACGUCGUGGCUGCUCCUCAAUGCCGCCCAAGCUCCUACGAACAAGAAGGGAAACCGAAAGGGCGCGAGCAAACCUGGUCACGAGACCAUUGGCAACGUCAGCCUCAAGCACAUCUACGAGAUCGCCAAGAUUAAGCAGACCGAGCUGCGUCUCUCUGGACUGUCCCUCGAAUCACUGUCUAGGUCCAUUAUCUACCAGGCAAAGUCGAUAGGAAUUAAUGUGGUGGCAUGAUGCGAGCGUUUGGGAAGCUGGGCAUGGAGUUGGGAUAUGAGCCAUGGGCGUAUAUAGAACCACCUGCGACCAGAUGUCGAAUAUGUACAACAGAGUAUGAAUGAAACGGCACCGGCUAGGAUGAGAAUGUACGAGUUGAUCUGCCCACUGAGUUUCCGGGACCGCCGGAGCAUUUGCGUGUCUUGCUCGGCUAGGCGGCCACUGACGAAUAGGUUGCAUCAUGCGCUGGCAUCGGUACUUGAUAAGGAUAAAAAGGAUCAAUCAGCAUUGCACCCAAACACGUGUUACCUAGGUAGCUUCGAAACCAAUUGAUGAGCAGGCAGACAAAAACGUGCAGUCAGCGUCAUUGAUGUGCUCAACAAGCAGAGUACAUGGUUGUCCUUUGAUGCUUACAUGGCCCACUUUACGCAUGGGA